Penicillium olsonii is the source of this 1176-nucleotide messenger RNA. NCBI's taxonomy places the organism in Eukaryota, Fungi, Ascomycota, Eurotiomycetes, Eurotiales, Aspergillaceae. The record is from the annotation of a GenBank genome assembly.
AUGGCACCUAGUAUCAAUAUUGUCGUCAUUGGAGGCUCCUUUGCCGGCCUUCAUAUCGCCCACUCCGUCCUCCGCGAUGUGCCGGACGCGAAAGUGACCCUGGUCAACCCCUCGCACACCUUCUACUGGAACAUCGCCGCCCCCCGCAUCGUCGCAAAGCCGACUGCAUUCCGCCCCGAUCAAUACUUGCUUCCGAUCAAAGAUGCCUUUGCAGGCUACCGCUCCGACGCUUUCGAGUUCGUGCUCGGCGCUGCCACCGCUAUCGAGACCGCUGCCAAAACCGUCACCGUGAAGCCCAACGCGGGCGAGCCCAAGACCCUGUCAUACGACUACCUCGUCAUCGCGUCGGGCAGCACUACCUCUGCCACGGACGGCUCGCUCACCGGUACCCCGAUCCCCUUCAAGCAGUCCAACCAUGAUGAUAUGGAGAGCUUGAUCCAGGCCGCGCAGGAGCACAUCGCGGGCGCGAAGCAGAUUGUCAUUGGUGGCGCAGGACCCAUCGGCGUCGAGUUGGCGGGUGAGCUGGCCGAGGCCGUGGAACAAAGUGGUAAUGCGGGCAAAGUCUCGAUUACGAUCGUGUCGGGCACCGAGCGGGUGCUGCCGAUGCUCAAGUCUUCGGCCAGCUCGGCUGCCCGGAAGAUGCUGGAGCACAAGAAGGUCAAGGUCUUGACCUCGAAGCGCGUCGCCGGUGUCGAGACCCCGGCUGACGAUAGCACCAGCUGGACGGUCAACCUGGAAGGAGGGGACAAGCUCGAGGCGGAUCUCUAUAUCCCUACCACUGGUGUGACCCCCAACAACACCUUCAUCCCGGCCCAGCUGCUGGACCGGGACGGCUGGGUGACUGUGAGCAAAGAGAUGCGCGUGCAAUCCUCCGACGGCACCAAGCUGCCUAUCUUCGCUGCGGGAGAUAUCACCAACAACUCCAUGCGUCUCAGCUUCAAGGCCGUCGAGCAGGCGGCAGUGGCCGCUGCCAACCUGAAGGCUGAUAUUGUGGGUGGGGCUUCUAUCAAGACUUACGAGCAGGGUGACAGCAUUAUGAUGGUGGUCCCCGUCGGUGAAUCUGGCGGUACUGGCCAGGUCUUUGGCAUUGUUCCCUUCAGCUUCAUGGUCAAGAUGAUCAAGGGCAAGCACUACUUCCUUGACAAGGCACCGGGAGCUGUCGCCGGUAAGGCAUAG